Messenger RNA from Uranotaenia lowii, 1176 nucleotides. RefSeq names its product putative gustatory receptor 28a. Gene Ontology annotation, cellular component: membrane; dendrite; neuronal cell body. The transcript is spliced from 7 exons. Bases 1 to 1176 code for a protein of 391 amino acids. NCBI's taxonomy places the organism in Eukaryota, Metazoa, Arthropoda, Insecta, Diptera, Culicidae. Gene Ontology annotation, biological process: sensory perception of taste. The record is from RefSeq and is a predicted model, not a curated record.
AUGCCGAAGCUUACUGAAAUGCUGUCCAUCAUUUGGAAGUUUCCCAAAACCAACAUCUACGAGUGCAUGAUACUGCACUACCUGUUCCUGAAGCUGAACGGCUAUGCCUGCUUCACGAUAGUUGGGUCGAUUGAGAGUGGCAAAAUUCGGACGUCCAUCUUCGAUUGGUUGCUAUUUCCGGCCUAUCUGGCACUCGCUUUGGGCCUCUGGGUGGCCAACGUUUGGUUGGGGGAUUUUUCGUCUGCCUUCUCGCCGCUGAUGAUUAUUGGCAAUCGGAUGCUCUGGUUUAUGUGCUAUUUUUGUGCCGUGUUUGGACUUUUCUGGAACUUUCUCAACCGGCACAAGGUGUGGUCUCUGUAUACAAGUGUCUAUCACGUGGACCAACAGCUUCUGGCGCUUGGGGCCAACAUGUACUAUACCCGGACCUAUUUGUCGAUGAUCGGAUUUUCCCUGACGGGGAUGCUGAUCUUGCUUGCGUAUUUUAUCGAAAAAGUGCUGAACCAAAAAUACACCCUAGUGACCAUGUUUGCCUUCACCUAUCCGAAUGCGAGCCUGAUGAUGUUGGUCACCAUUUUUAGCAUUGCCGGAUCACUGGUGUGCAUUCGAUUAAGUGCUUUGAAUCAAAUUAUCAGCUCCAAUUGCGUACCUUCAGGCGACGGGAAAAUUAUCAAAGUUGCUGAACAAUUUUCCAUUCCAACCAUUCAGCAGUAUAUGCAAAUCUAUGACCAAGUUUGUGAUAUUACUGAAACUGUUAAUCUUUGUUACAGUGGACAGAUUAUGAUUGCCAUCGCUGGAUCCUUCAUCUAUCUGCUAUUUUACGCAUUCGGUACCGUAGUUUUCAUUCGGCGAGGAAUCUCCAUUGCCGAUUUUCCCCUCGAAGAUUUGAUGUGGACCUUCAUCUACUCAUUGAACAUCAUUUUCAUAGUUUCGGUUGGGGGAGCUCUCAAAUCACAGGCUCAACGUACAUCAAGUUUAAUCGAUCAGGCAAUAAAUGCAACGAAAAAUACAGAUGCUGCUGAAAUGCUUCGUCUUUUCCUGAUGCAAAUGGGUCAUCGAACACCGACACUGACCUGUGGAUUGUUUCCAUUCGAUUGGAGUCUUGUUUAUUCGAUAGUGGCCACAUCGACGACCUAUCUGAUAAUUUUAAUUCAAUUUGAAAACUCCCGAUCCGGUUGA